Messenger RNA from Cadophora gregata, 6130 nucleotides. RefSeq lists its product as uncharacterized. NCBI's taxonomy places the organism in Eukaryota, Fungi, Ascomycota, Leotiomycetes, Helotiales, Ploettnerulaceae. The record is from RefSeq and is a predicted model, not a curated record. The coding region runs from base 1422 to 5867 and encodes 1481 amino acids. The transcript is spliced from 3 exons.
AGCGCCAGAGGCCAUUAUAUAUAUAUAUAUAUAUAUAUUUAUUCUUCGCGCUGGACAAAUAUUAUUAUUUCUGUCCCGUCGUCGUCCCAUUCCCAUUCCCAUUCCCAUUCCCAAUUCCAGCUCUGCCCCAAAACCACAAGAAAAGAAACCGAGAUCUGAGAAUGAGGACAGUCGACGACGUUAUGCUGCCGUGUUGACUGACGUUUUUGUUUGAUGUUUCGUCCCGCAACCGAGCCGUCCCGUCUUUUCUUAUCGCCCCGGCCUGAGCCUGCCCUAGCAGCUUACGAAGUUAAGGUAACGAAGUAACUUCGUAACCUUGCUCAAGGUCCUCCCACCUCAUCUCAGCUUCGAGAGCUCCCACCACCAGUGACAGCACCCCACACCCACACCCACAACUGCAACUAUAAACACUCUUGGACGACAAUAGCAAUUUCGUCCUCGAGAAACAGCUUUCGUCCUCCGCCUCCGCCUCCCCCUCCCCCUCCCCCUCCGCCUCGCCCUUCUCCGCACUUCCUGUUUGUUUGACUGGCAUCUCGACGCUGGAAAGCUCGAGGUCGCAACCAGUCCCUCCCUCCCAGAUGGAGUCAUGAUACAAAUGCAGAGAUCCCUCUCCCUGCCUGGGCCCGCGCACGCCUCUCCUCGUAAGUUGUCUGCUGUACAGACCUUGCGGCUUUCUUUAGUUUAGUCUCGUCGGCGAAUGUACAACACUUGGAAUCGUUUACUGACAAACAGCAUCUGCAGCUGUUUCCCCUACUAUUACACAGGUCUCGUCGCGAAGUCCAACUCCUUCCCCUCCCGAAAACACUGUUGUCCCUCCCAGGCUUCAUCGAUACCAAUCUCGCAGCCCUCAAAGACCUCCGACUUCAUAUAAAGAGCCCGCAGACCGAGAAAGAACUCGGAGUGCUACAAGACGCGCCUCUCCUUCCCCCGCACCACGUAGGAAAGAUGCCCCGUCGACUGUGACAGCCAAGUCAAGCGUACCAGACGGACCAGCCACUCCGACCAAACCACCACAAUUACCCUUACUCCAGGAUAUCUCUCAAUAUCUGAAUCCGCACUUUAGCUCUGUGACUGCUGCCGUUGCUACCACAACCUUGGAAGAGCUCGCGCAUUUGGUCCGGCUUUCCACAUACCAGGAGAGGAAGAGAGCCCACUCUCGCAUUCGGUUGCAGAGGUCUCUAGUUUCAACAGCUCUAUCCGCUCGUCUGGCACGAUGCGGAGAGUUGGCGCAUAGAACCUUGGUUGACAACUUUAGGGCCGAUGAGAAGAAGAAUUUUGCGAGUCUUUACAAUGCCAUUCAUGAUGUCCGAAACUCAUGCGAUGCAACACGUCGGUAUGCGCUUUUGGAACCAGACCUGGAUACUUAUCGUACGAAUUCCACAGGAACAGGAGAGUCUGGAGCCUUGUCAUCUUCUACCUUCAUGCAUGAGAUACCCCAGCGUUCUCGCGAUAGCUUAUUGAAAUUUUUGACCCAGAUCAGGACAAAUCCGGAUUAUUUGGCCAGCCGGAUUUGUAGCCUUUCACCUGCAGAAUUGUCUGCCUUAAUAGUAUUCCAUCAAGGAAUGGAGAGCAUCAAUACUGUUUUGCCGUAUCACAAUGCCCGUUCAAAAGGCCAUAUUUCCAACAAUCAUCGCACUUCCGCGCAUAUACCCUCUCCAGUUGAGCGUUUGCUUUCUUUCCAGCGUCAUGAUCCCUUAUCUGCUCUGAUCCAUACUUGCUUUGCAAACUCAGCCGGCCCUGACUCUGGGGAAGACCUUCGGCGGACAGAUGUGUGGGCCACCACAUGCGCCAGGUUGAUUACCAUGGGGAAGACUGGUACCGAAACAUUUAUCAUUUGCGUGUUAAACGUAUGGACUGCCAUGCGUGAUUGGUCCGGAAAGCCUAAUAUGGAAUGGUAUCUAAUGAAAAUACUCGAGGAUGGAGCUUUCCUCCUAGAAAAGGCUGAGGAUCAAGCAGGUACUCGUAUCCAUGUUGAGCCACGGAAUACCAAAGAUACCAUUGCUGCAGAGGAAUUCUAUGAUGCAGCAGUCCUCGGUCUCUUUCAACUUGUUGAUGACCCUGGAGCAGGCGGGAUUCCGGAAGGACUCGUCGAACUUGGAAAUGCCAUUUUAAGGAAACUGGACCCAAAGUUACACUUCUCUACCAGGAAGUUUUUUGUCUCCAGAUGGUUCUUCUCUGUCUUCCUUUCUAGUGUCAUUAUUCAUCCCGAGUACUUUGGGAUGAUGGCUGAAUACCACAUCACUGAAUAUGGGAGACAGAAAAUACUGAAAGAAGUUGUAAUGAGAGCACAUAAAUUGGUGGCGGACAUGCUCUGGAGAGACACACCAUCAACGCCACUUGCUGUCAAGUCUCAUAUUGAGAACAUCAUGGCUCGAUUCCGGUCAGGCAGACCCUCAAGAUCCAAGGCGAAGCUGCUUCCAGCUAGGUCCAUAACUUCCUUGAGAGAGACCGUGGAGGUUCAUCCGUACCUAGUCUUGGGUCCGUCAGAUCUUCUGACCAUGAUCAAUGCCCUCUUCCCAGAGAAACGGCCAGCUUCCAGUUCCUUGGCAAAGGAUAUCCCAUUCGGUAGUAUACGCUCUUCUGCUUCUUCGGUCUCUGGGAUGUCUACCAUUCUUCAGUCGAGUCCAAGUACGACACCGCGCAAUGCAUUCGACAAUGUUUCUGUCAUUAGCAACAGUGGAUCUUCUGUCAUUAGUGAUUUUACUACAUCUCACGAGCCAUUACUCGAAGAGAACACCAAGUCGCGACAGAGCAAUUACGAGGAUGACGGAUUUGAGCUUCGGGUUGCCCUCUAUGAGAUGACCCAAACACUCGGUGCUGAAGGCGUGGAUGGCCGCUGUCACCCUUGUGCAGAAAAUUGGACUGUUCUGUUCAUGUCCCCAGAUGGCCAAACUUUGUCUCAUCAACUACCCCAUGAUCCAGACGACGACGACCACGAGGAGGAGUUCACUACAAGUAGUGACAGUGAUGAUGAGAUUCCCAGUUCUCGGCCAGACCUGGAUAAAGACUAUCACCAGCUUCGGAAUUCUGUCUUGAAGCUAGUUGAAGACUAUGAGAUUCCUCAUUCUCUCCGUCCCAAAUCCGAGUCAGAAACAUUCAGCAACCGAACUUCUACUUUGGAGAGCCCAAGAAAGAAGUACCGUAGCAGGCCCGGAUCAUCGUCGCAGCCCCAGUCACAGUCGAAAAACCCAUAUCGUGUCCAAGAUAACGCGUCCGUUCAAGACUCGAAGCAGUCUUCCAAGCAGCGUCAUGAUUCUGAUAGCGAGAGGCAGCCUGACAGAGAAGCGCCAUCAGUUCUCAUCGCAAUGCUCGAAGCAGCUGAGGCGCAAUGCCAAGCACAGUCGGAUUUUGUCAAUGCUCAUUUGUGGUGGAAGACAUUGAGUCAACUGCAUCAUCUCUCAUCACCAUCUCUGAAACGUGAUGGCUUUGCAUCUCUUCUCAGCAUCUUCUCUCGGGGUCCAAGAGACUCUAUUCGACGAUCUACGAGCGCUAUCGAAGAAUACGAUGCAUGGCUUGUAUGGCUGAAACAGUCUCAAGAGCGACACGAUGUCACGAUUGAAACUAUGAUGAAGCGGCUGAAGGCGAUUCGUGACAAGAUGUGGUAUGUUACAGAUGUGAAAAACUCGGCAGCUUACGAAGGAGCUCGAAAUAUUGCCAUGGCAUUAAAAUGCAUGGCAUCUCCGAAAAAGGCCACUUAUCUCCCGCCAGCUGGACUUAGGCCUCGAAACACUUCCAAGUCAUCGACCAACAACUUUCUUCUGAAGACUGAGGUCCAAGUGAUGGAUAUGAUGGCUGCCAGCGACGAACAAGGCGGCCCCAACAAGUUAUCUGAUGAACAAUCAGAAAAGACCAUGCGGUGGCUCUCUCAAUUUGGUAUCGAAAACUUUUGCAAAGGCGAGGAAAGAAUUCAUCGGUUUUGUUUGGAGCUUGAGACUUGUAUCAACAAACUUGUCGGCGAUAAUCUUAUGGAAGGCCCUGUUUUGUGGUCUAGCGAGCUCUAUCAACGAGAUAAACGCCUUUUAGAUUGUGGCAGACAGAAAAGCGAUUUCUUCGUCGGUGGUCUCGGAUCACUGAAUUUAUCUGGGGAUGAUCACAACGAUACCGAAAUUGCUCGGCGAGGUCUUCGCAGCACGGACUUUAAUCGACCAAGUCCCGGCAUUCGCGAUCUUCGCUCAAUGUCAGCUAGAAAUAAUUCUCAACAGAGCUUUGAUUCUGGUAGGUACAGCAUGCCAAGGAUGACUAACACGGGAGAUUUGAUGGACUCUCAAGAUUACUUUGGGAUGGCCAGUCCAGUCUUGACUAUCGACUCCUCGACAACUUUCUGGUCACCGUUCCAAACACGAGCACAGUCGCCGACCACGAGCAUUGGUAGUCACCGUCCGGGAACUUCAUCUUCGUCGAUGAAUGAAACAGUCACGAUGAAAGAAGAACGCGCUAGCUUGACCAAGCAGAGGUUUCUCACAGACCUCAAGCAGACCCUUACCAGUUUGUUGAUCAGCGAUCUGGGCACUCUGGUAUUUGCGAGAGGAAGUGAAACGGAUUCUUGGUUCUCUGGGUCCCUGGGAGAGGAUUGUAUCGAGCGCAAGGAACGCACUGAGCGGAAGAUACGACGCAAAAGCAAGAAGAGAACGUUGGAAAAGAAGAAAAGCUUCAGAGACUUGCGCGGUGCUCAGAAAAUUGAAAUACCCUUGGAAGUUCCCGACAAUCUUAGUCCGAGGAUGGAAAGAGGGCCUUCUUCUGUUGGUUCAAGAUCAACAGAACAUGGAACGCCUGAUGUUCAUUCAACGACAGAGAGCUCUACCAGCGAGCAAAUUGGAAUUGGGGUGCGAAAAAUUGUUUCCAAGGACCUCGACUCCCCGGAUUUUCCAUAUCGGAAGGCUUUCAUGCGCCUCCUACGUAUGUUCUCAGUGCAUCCGAAUCCUUAUUCGAAACUGAACGCCUUGUUUGAGCUGGAACACCUCAUCAUCGCGUAUCUUACCCCUGCAACUCCUCGUCGACCACGUCUUCGACAAGAAUCAUUAACUGCAGCUCCUCAGUCGCCAGAAGUUCAACAUAUAAAUGCUUUUGGCCACACAGACAUUGCUACCACUACACCACAAGCAAAGAACCUAGAGGAAGCCAUUGGGAACUGUAGGGAACGACGAUCACAUACUCUUGAACAAGCUGACAAUGUUUUACCUACCAAUCGCGCGAAUGAUAGAUCUCUAACAGUCACAAACCCAGCGAGUACCGAUAUGAUCGUUGACGUUCUACAAGACCUGUUUCGUGACGCAGAGAUUCGACCCAAGACACUUUUCCGAGAUCUUCAGUUCAUUGCAUCGUUUGUGCCAGCAUCCGUUCUCGACAAGACAGAACGUGGUAAAGCUUUCUGGGACGCAGGACUUGCUGCUUUAGGAUUAAAGCAAGAUGUUGUCCGAACCAUGAUCGAAAUUGCAGACGAGGUCGUGGUACACUACACACAGACACGAAAGACUGCUUUCACGCCUGCUACCAAUUCGUCUACUCACACUACAGCCAGCGGCGAGCUCAUGAAAUACAGCAUGCAAGAAGCUGCCAAGAUGUGGACCAUAACCGCCAAAGAAGGCGACCCGGUUGCUGAGCGUGAGCUGGCUAUCUUUUACCUCACCCACCCAGAGCUAGUCGACAGAGUAACCGCUCCUUUGAGCAAGCCCAGGGAGACCUUCAAGGCACAGGUGAUGGAGAUGCAUGGCGGGGGCAGCGCUGGGAAGGAGGAAAGAGAUAGGGAGAGGAGUGAUCCAGCCACCAUGUGCGUAGCAUAUCAUUGGAUGGAGUUGUCGGCCGUUGGAGGAGACGAGUUGGCGAAGAAGUACCUGAGGCAAAGGGAGGAGUUGAAUGCCAUCCCCUGAACUUGUUGGCUACGUUUUCCUGUUUUUGCUGUUGCCUACAUAUACCCAUGAUAAAAUUCUGUUGGAUGACCGAAUUAAUGAAUAGCAUAAGUGGUGUUUGAAUGUUUGACGAUGAGAUAGAUAAUAUUUUAUUUUGGCUAAUUUCUGUUCGGGUUUGUGGAGUACAUUGGUCACGGCAUACAUAGCACAGCAUAAGAGAUACCUUGCAAUUGCAUUUAUAGAUUUACAAGCCAUUUGAAUCAGAUACAAGUUUUUUAUCAAUC